AUGAAUCAACGAUAUGGCACUAGAAUUACGGGGGUUUCUAAGCGGGGGGAUUGUUAUCAUCAAAGGGGGCUAAGCUAUCACAGCAGGGGAAUUUUUGAAAAUGGUAAGCUCCUUUGGAUGCUGGUUACUAAGGGGGGGUCGGUGUAUAAUGGACGGGGUUUAGUGACAAUGUGUAUGUGGUUGUGUGUUCUGGUGGGGAUUACAAGUGUUGGCGCAAGUGAGUUUCCUGAAAGAGAAUGCUGCGAUCCAGUAUACCCUCCAGUCACGGUGACUACGUCAUCGCCUCCUGUCACCCAUCCUGUCGGAAAGAUUUCUGGUAAGUUAAAUUUGUUGUUAAGUUAUGAUUAUUAUUUUAGAAUAAAUCUGUUUCAUAUAACAGAUCUCUUUAUUUUUCGACUGAAUUUAAAUAACAAAAAGUUUAUUAGUAUCUUUCGCUAA
Pieris macdunnoughi is the source of this 438-nucleotide messenger RNA. The record is from the annotation of a GenBank genome assembly. Lineage: Eukaryota; Metazoa; Arthropoda; Insecta; Lepidoptera; Pieridae.